AUGGCAAAUUCCACCGCCUCCGCAGCCGCCUCCUGGCAGACAAUUGCUCACCGAGACUCGUUAAUCCCGAGUCGGUGGAGGCUGCCAGCUGAGCUUCUCGCGUCUCUCCCGACAAACGUAACGGGGAUCCCGCCUCAAUUCCUGACAGCUCGUGAGGUCGAGUUAACAGGAUUGACUGCCUCGGAGCUGGCACGGAAGAUUGCAGCUCGCCAAGUAACCGCGCGCGAAGUCACCGUCGCCUUCUGCCACCGCGCAGCGAUUGCGCAUCAACUUGUCAACUGCCUCACCGAGAUAUUCUUCGAUUCUGCCAUCGCGCGUGCCGAGGAGCUUGAUCGGAUCUUAGCAAAGACGGGCAAGGUCCUUGGCCCACUUCACGGAGUGCCAAUCUCGAUCAAGGACCAUUUCAAUAUCGAGGGCCUGGAGACCACUGGCGGCUAUGUUUCCUAUGCAAACCAUGGCCCCGUCAAGAAGGAUGCCCUUGCCGUAGAGAUCCUCCGUAAUGCUGGCGCAGUGCUGUACGUCAAAACUAACAAUCCCCAGUGUAUGAUGGUGCUGGAGACUGUCUCCAACAUAUACGGAAGAACUUUGAAUCCACGCAACACAACGCUUGGAGCCGGGGGUUCGAGCGGUGGUGAAGGAGCACUACUUGCCCUUCGAGGCUCUCCGUUGGGACUUGGCUCGGACGUUGGCGGCUCGAUUCGCGUGCCAGCAGCAUUCAAUGGCCUAUAUGGUUUCAAACCAUCAGGAAGACGCGUUCCAACUUCCGGUUGGGAAUGUGAAAACAUGGGCCAGGAAUCAAUCAUAGCGGUCUCUGGGCCCCUGGGUCGUAGUAUCGAAGAUUUGAAUCUUUUCUUUCAGGUAACAUCUGAUGCCAAGCCCUGGUUGUACGAGCCACUCCUCGAGGUCCCGUGGAAAACAGACGAGCAGCUCAAUUUCAACCCACGUCGUCUGACAAUAGGCCUGAUGCUCUGGGACGAAGUGGUGAUGCCACAUCCGUAUUUGACGCGGAUUUUGAAAGCAGUCGCGGCAAAACUGCAGGCCGCAGGCCAUGAAGUGGCUAACUUCAAACCGUAUGACCAUGGGCGAGCGUGGUCUGACAUAUUACUUCCGUUGUACUUCACAGACGGCGGAGAGAACAUUAGAAAGACAUUGCAAGCCAGUGGAGAGCCCAUGCUACCCUCAGCGAAGCAUCUCAUGGAUGACCCGAUUGUGAAGCCAUUAGAGAUACACGAACUGUGGAAGCAUCAUGUUGCUCGCGAUAACUACCGAACAGAAUACUUGGAACAUUGGAACUCCACGGCCAGAACGACGACAAGCGGAAAGCCCAUCGAUGUUAUUAUAUGCGCCCCAAGCUGCGUCCAGGGCACUCCGCAUGAUGUUCGUCCUUGGUGGGGUUACUGCAGUCAAUGGAACUUGCUGGACUAUCCCUGCGGUAUUAUCCCGGCGGGCACAGCUGAAGCCGACGAUCAAUAUCCCGAUAACUACAAGCCCGUAAAUGCCCUCGAUGAGGGUAAUUUUAGACUUUAUGACAGCAAUCUUUACGCUGGAAUGCCAGUGACCAUUCAGGUUGUGGGCCGAACUUUGCAGGACGAGAAAGUGAUGAAGGCCAUGGAAAUCAUUGAUCAGGUUAUUAAUCGCAAGGAGAAGCCUUCCUCUCGACUGUAG
Molecule: messenger RNA, 1665 nt
Organism: Talaromyces atroroseus
Lineage: Eukaryota; Fungi; Ascomycota; Eurotiomycetes; Eurotiales; Trichocomaceae
Exons: 6
Coding region: 1-1665 (554 amino acids)
Source: RefSeq, a predicted model, not a curated record